CUAUAGUUAUUGCGGGAAUUGUGAAAUGAUCUAGACAAGUUUUUUUUUAUUAAACUUUCAUACAAACUACCAUGAUACCAUUUUUUGUAUCAUGCAUUAUAAAUUGCUGAUUUCUAAAUGUUUGAAUAAAUGUCCGUUAUUGGGUUUCUAGAGAUUAGAGCAGAGUUUUCAAUCGAUUAAAUAAUUUGCAAGGCCAUCACUAUUGAACAGCUGUCAGAACCACACACAUUUAAUAGAAAGAAUAGAAAAAAACAAGUAAAGUGAAAAAUCCGAAGCAGCAGCUGGGCAAAGUUGGACAAUAGAAAAAACAAAAAUUGGAUAAAAUACGUAAAAAAUUUAUUGAUAUAACAUAUAAUAAUUGAAAUUGCGUAUAUUAUUGCGCAAAACAAUUCAAAAAGUGUUUAAUAAAGUGACAGAGCCAACGAAACCCGCCAUGGAUUUGCUAAAUUCAAUACUCAAUUCAAUGGAAAAACCUCCUGCAGCUACAGAGCAACAGAAAAAAAUGAUCAAAAAACAAAAAGAACUCGCAGAGCGCAUAAAAAACAAACAAAAAGAAGAAUUAAAUCGAUUUCGUAAAUAUGUAGAAGAGCGUAUCGGACGAUUUGCUAAGGAUGAUCGUCCACAUAUUGAAUUUCAACCGCUGGACAAGGUGCAUCGUGCCAUAAUACAUGAGGUAGCUGAAUUUGGUGGUUUUAUUGCAAUGAGUUUUGGUCGCGAAGACAUUGAUCGUCACUCCGUUGUUUAUAAAAAGGAAAAUGCUCCGACAGAAGAUGAAAUAGCUGCACGUCGCAAUGGCGAUGGAUGGAAUGAGGAGAUUGCCAAAGAAUAUGCCGAGCGGAGAAAGCAACAACGAGAGCUGGAAAGUGAACAAAAAAGACUGGCACGUGCUUCCACUCAACCGCCACCACCUACCAUUGAGUCUGACAUUAAGCCAACGAGCAAUUAUAAAGAUAAAUAUGCACAUCUCAUCGGGCAAGAAGCUGCCUUAGAGGCUGCGCGAAAAACUGAAACAAAUCAAAGUUAUGGUUUUGUCCCAAGUAAAAAUAAGAAGGAUAUGCGAUCUAUUGAACAAACAUUAGCCGAUAUACAGGCAAAGAAGAAACGUAAAUUAGAGCAGCAGCAACAACAACAACAGACUGUUAGUCCUAAUCAAAAGGAACAACAGCAAACCGUGGAGCCAGGAGUUGACAAGACCGCUGGUGGUGAAGAUCAGUGAUAACUCUAGCGAUUAAAUUUUAUCGACUAUAAUAUAUAUAAAUGCUUGUAAAAACGACUGCUUUGUGUCUUUGCAAUAAAUUGCAAUAUUUUUACUAUUUAUGAGAUCACAACUGAAUUGUUAACUAUUUGAAAUGGUAUUGAAUAAGAUCACAAAAAUACAUAAAUUAUGGUGAAAACAUAAUGAAGCGUUAUAAUUGCAAUAUUAUAUACAUUAUAAGAUAUAUUAAAAUACUUGUAUGUUUAUGAAGUCGUUAAAUACAUGAAUAUAUGUAUAUCAGAAAUACAUGUGAAAAAAUAAAAAGAAAAUAAGUGGUAAUUUCUACUAAUUUUUCGGAUUAGUAACGAUUUGAUAAUUUAAAAAAGAAAUCGUAAUAACGGUUCUUUGAAAUUUAAUAAAGAGUUUUUGUUG
Messenger RNA from Ceratitis capitata (Mediterranean fruit fly), 1627 nucleotides. Its product is annotated as sperm-associated antigen 7 homolog. The record is from RefSeq and is a predicted model, not a curated record. Gene Ontology annotation, molecular function: nucleic acid binding. Bases 434 to 1216 code for a protein of 260 amino acids. Lineage: Eukaryota; Metazoa; Arthropoda; Insecta; Diptera; Tephritidae. The transcript has a single exon.